AUCUACAUCUGUACAUUCUCCACACCGCGAUUUGGAUCUCGAAUAACUCUUUCACAGGAAGGAUCGUGAUCUUGGGCAAUUCGCGCAAUUCCAGCGAUGGAGUUUGCGUCGAUCGAAUUGGAAAUUGGGUAAAGGAUUGAGCAGCAGCAGGAUUGAUAUAGAUGCGGUGCGCUUGAGAGGACGAAAGAGCUCGCCCUAAUUUUUGGCAUUUAGAAGAUAUCGAUCCUCGGACCCUUUUAUAGAGGAGGAGGAGCGAUGGGCGGCUUUAGGGCAGUGCUAUGCGGUCCGGCAAGGGUUGAGGCGUUCUUGGCACGGCCGCUCGAGGCGCCAGGCUGCGGCUGCUAGAGGGGAUUCGGCGCCCUUGAUUUUGGGCUUCUUCGCCAUGCAAGGGCUAUUCAGCGGCCAGAAUCUGAGUGACAAGCUCGUCAAGCUCAACAGCACGCAGCAGAGCAUCGAGACUCUGUCACAUUGGUGCAUUUUUCAUCGGAAGUAUGCAAAGCAAGUCGUGGAUAUUUGGGAGAAGGAGUUCUUCCAGGCGCCGAGAGAACAACGCGUCCCUUUCUUGUUCCUCGCCAACGACAUCUUGCAAAACAGCCGCCGAAAGGGCUCGGAGUUUGUCUCCGAGUUUUGGAGAGUCUUGCCGGGUGCGCUCAAGCUCGUCAUGCAAAAUGGAGACGAUAGCAACCGGAACACGAUCCUUCGACUGAUUGAUAUAUGGGAGGAGAGGCGGGUUUUUGGAUCUCACGCUCACGGCCUGCGAGUGGAGUUACUGGGAAAAGAUGACGCCAAGAACAGUGAUGCGCUUAUGCCAGAAAAACUCGUUGCAGUGUACAAAGCGUUUCAAGACAAACUAACUGACGAGGACGCGACGGUCUACAAGUGCCAAACCGCGGUUCUUCACAUGGAUGCCUUUGAAAAAGAGAUAGACACAACGACCAUAUCAGGGCAAGAGAGUAGCAUUAUCUUGAUAGAGGAGCUGCAGCAGCGAGAAACAAUCCUUUUGGAGUGUGCUCAGCAGCUGGAAGCUAUAGAGAUUGCCCGCUCCAGCAUUGUUUUCCAGCUUAAGGAAACUCUCCGGGACCAGGAGGACAAGCUCGAGAGAACACGACUUUUGCUCCAGGCUGCUCACACUCACGCCGACCAAGCUAGGAUGAUGCAGCAGCAAAUCUAUGACGCUGCUAGCGGCCAAGCUUACCAGCCAGUAGUAGCGAAUGGCUCGACUGGCGGCGGCGGCCUUCUAGCUCACCACCAUCACUACGACUCGAGCAUCCAGCACCAGCAGCACAGCGUCCCAUCUCUCUUGAGCAGCGAAGCCGAGUGUUACGUCCCGACCGAGGCGAAGAUGUUUGAUCCGGCCGCCGCGGCCGAGGUCGCAGCUAAGCUGGUAGCGUCGAGCUCGUCGGCAGCGAUGAUCUCGUCUGUCUUGUCGUCCCUUGCAGCGGAGAAUGUGGUGAAACUACAAGAUCCGCAAGACAAACAGCAGCAGCAGCAGCAGCGAAACUUUGAUGAUCCGACCGAGAACUACGGUCAAAACCCAGAAGAAGUAGCGAUCGAGGAGGAAGUAGAAGAGGAGGAAGAUCCGGGGCGAGAGCCGCCAGAGAAGCGGCAGAAGGUGGAUGAGGGCGAGGAGGAGAGUGAGUCGCUCUUGGGGCCGGCGGUGGAGCUGGAAGAAGAAUUUGGGGAGGAGGUAUCGGCGGCAGAAGUGACGAGCUCCAUCCCAUUGUCGCCGGCGGCGGUGGUGGCGGCUGUGGCGGCGCCGCCAGCGACAGAAGCGGUGACGACCGCGACGGCGGUGGCGACAACGAUAAUGGGCUCGUCAUCGUCAAUGUUACUUCCCUUUAGUUUUGGAGGGCAAAGCUUGGGAUUCCCAUUGCCAGUGGCGGCGCCGCCGGGCUGUGCUCCAGCGAGCGAUCAUACAAGCACUAGUUUGUUUGCUCUCCCGCGACAAUGAUCUUCCUCCUCUAAGGGCUAUAAAAGGUUUGGUGUGCUCGCUGGAUUCGAACCCCCGUUCUUUUAGGGUUUAUGGAUUUGCAUCUUUUAGAAUAAAGGUAUCCGGCCUUUUAGGGUUCUACGGAA
Molecule: messenger RNA, 2076 nt
Organism: Selaginella moellendorffii
Lineage: Eukaryota; Viridiplantae; Streptophyta; Lycopodiopsida; Selaginellales; Selaginellaceae
Product: UPF0400 protein C337.03
Exons: 8
Coding region: 383-1951 (522 amino acids)
Biological process (GO): mRNA 3'-end processing
Cellular component (GO): RNA polymerase II, holoenzyme
Molecular function (GO): RNA polymerase II complex binding
Source: RefSeq, a predicted model, not a curated record